Messenger RNA from Acipenser ruthenus (sterlet), 2345 nucleotides. Its product is annotated as leucine-rich repeat-containing protein 28-like. The coding region runs from base 320 to 1426 and encodes 368 amino acids. NCBI's taxonomy places the organism in Eukaryota, Metazoa, Chordata, Actinopteri, Acipenseriformes, Acipenseridae. Gene Ontology annotation, molecular function: protein binding. The transcript has 10 exons. The record is from RefSeq and is a predicted model, not a curated record.
UUGAAACAGUUCCUAGAAUUGCGGUUUUCGUUUACAGCAAACGACCUUGUCAAAGAGUUGUUUACUGUGGGUUAAGCGUCAGUGGGCUCUGAGAAUGAUUGCAAUUCUAAACAGCAAUUAUCUGACUAGCCUGCAAACAGCUCAGUAUGAAGAGGCUGAACCCGGACAUUGUAUUUAAUUAUUAAAGAAGUUAGUAUGUGAGGCAGACAGUUCGUAAAUCGUUACAAAUCUCUUUCUUCGCUUUAUUUUCCACAAUCCACAACGUAGGUCUCCUCCACAGAGCUGAUAGCGAGUAAACCCAUGGGGGGCAGGGAGGGCCAUGGCCUCCGAACUCCAUGAGACCAUAUGGAUGGCGAAGCAGGAGAGGCACAAGAACCUGUUUCUGAACUACAGGAACCUCAGCCACUUCCCUCUGGAGCUGCUGAAGGGGGAGGGCCUGCAGUAUCUGGAGAGGCUGUAUAUGAAGAGAAACUCCCUAACCAGCCUGCCAGAAAAUCUAGCCCAGAAGCUACCUAACUUGAUUGAAUUGUACCUUCACUCGAACAACUUUGUCAUUGUGCCAGAAGCUAUAGGCUGUCUAGCUAAGCUGCAAUCCCUGGACCUGAGCGACAAUGCCUUGCAGGUAGUCUGCCCUGAGAUUGGCCGGUUGAGCUGCCUGCGACACCUGAGGCUGGCCAAUAAUCAGCUGAAGUUCCUCCCUGCAGAGAUCGGGGAUCUGAAGCACCUGGAGACCUUGGACAUCUCCACUAACCGGCUGAGCACCCUGCCUGAGAGACUCCACCAGUGCCUUUCCCUGCAGUGCCUGACGCUCGACCGCAACCACCUGCGCUGCUUCCCCAGGCAGCUCUGCCAGCUGCCCAGCCUCACCGAGCUCUCCAUGGCAGGGAACAGCCUGGCUUUCCUACCCCUAGAUCUAGGACGCUCCCGGGAGCUGCAGUAUGUUUUUGUGGACAAUAACAUUCACCUGAAGGGCCUGCCGUCCUACCUGUACAACAAGGUCAUCGGCUGCAGUGGGUGCGGCUUGUCCUCGCACACCUCAGAUCUGAAGCUGCUUUCCAUAGCCUCAGAAGAGCUGAGUAUUCCCCUCCCGGCCGAGGUGAAGGCUGUCAACUCAGAGACGGAGAGGGUGGAGCCUCUGGAGGAGCUGACAAUGAGGAUCCUCCACAACAUGUACAGCGACCUCGCCAAAUUUCCAGACUUGAAGUACCUGCCCCCGAUCUCAUUACCCAAGAGCUUGUUGGAGCUGCUGCAGUGCCCUCUGGGACACUGCCAUCGCUGCAGCCAGCCCAUGUUUACCAUUGUCUACCCCAAACUCUUCCCCCUAAGAGAGACACCACUGGUGGGCGUGCACCGCAGGACGACAGUGAGCUUUGUUGCAUAUUGCUGCUCCAGCAAGUGUGUACGCAAGUUCAACCUUCAGAGCUGAUUUAAAUAAGCAACUUAUUGGAAGGACCUUGAUAUAGAAAAAAAAAAUAAGAUAAUCAAACAAAUCUUAACGGACGUGAAUGCCCUUCACUGCCAUUGACUUCAGAACGGAAGGAGGAAGACAAGAGAGUCGUGCCUCCCCCACCCCCCACCCCACCCCCGGCAUCUCAGAUCUCAUUUCCAAGGUGCCCUGGUGGGACGGCAGAAGAUCCUUGCAGGUUUUUUUUUUUCUUGGAAAACGAUUAGUUAAGUGAAACCUGAAGUCUCCAACUAUCAGACAUACGGGGCGUCCCAUGGAACUGGGGUAAGCUGCAGAGGUGUGGGGGAGUCCAGCUGAAGAGAGCUACGGUCAUAACUCUGAAAGAUCUUGUUUGGGGUGGUUUGUGUAACCAAUAUCUGAUUUUAUCCAAAUGCAUUUAUCAUCCGUUGUAUGGUGAUUUUUAUUUUUUUUCCCAUUAUAAUAAUAAUUUGUAAAUGUUUGCAGACCCAUAUCAAGAACACGUCCUAUCAGAAGCUCUUAUUAUGGUAAAUGGACACUCAUGGACUGAGAGUUACUUGAAAGGUUGAUCAUUUUACACAAGCUUUACUGUUUUUUUCCAGUGAUUACCAGUUUAAUGUUUGUUCUUCAUUUGUGAUUAGUACAAUCUGAUUAAUUUGUGAUUUUCAGGAAAAGACCAUUGCUUCCAGCUGAUCUAAAUCUUAAGUCACUGAAACAGUGGAAUGAUUAAGCUGCAGUUCGAGAAACAUUGCAAAAACCACAAUUAAAAGUCUUGUAGAUUUAAUUUGUUACAGUUUUUAAACCUAGGUCUUUGCUUUAUAAAAAUUCAGGACACAAUCUGUGAAUGUUCUAUACACCAUGACGUUGCAGAAACUGGGCAAUAAUAUCUCAGUCCUUCAGGGCAUUAAAACAUGUCAAUCGA